This is a messenger RNA of Misgurnus anguillicaudatus (oriental weatherfish), 5130 nucleotides long. The record is from RefSeq and is a predicted model, not a curated record. Lineage: Eukaryota; Metazoa; Chordata; Actinopteri; Cypriniformes; Cobitidae.
UCUCUCUCUCGAAAAGAAAAGGAGGAAAAAGUGUCAUUAGAGGCGUGUAAACGCGUCAGUCCGAGCGCAGGUUUGAGUCCUGGAGUCUGUGAGAGGAUUCAGUCGCAAACCUGCGCGUCAGGAAUAACGCGCGUCUGUUUCUCAGGCUUUAUUCUGGACCCAGAGACUAACACACACAACACACACUCCUGCCGCCGACACGACACGAGGACGCGUCUCACCCUGCGCAUUGUUCAAGUGUUCGCUCGGGUUUGAGUCCAUGCAAACUGCCAUCUGAUCCACGUUUAUCAAUGCGGGAGCUGAUCAUGGCGGAUGGCCCCCGGUGUAAGAGGCGAAAGCAAGCCAACCCGCGGAGGAAAAACGCAGUGGUGGACUAUGAGAACGUUGUAGAGACCGGCUCGGAGACGGAAGAUGACGACAGACUCCUGGUGUCGGAGGAGGACGGCCUUCUCAACGGUGCGGGGAGUCCCGUUAGCCUCGUCAAUCAUGAGUCUGUAGCUCCGCCCUCCCCCACCCUGGAUCACACGCUACUGAGGAAGACUGUGGAUGAGGAAGAUGACAUGAAGGAUAGUGGAAUAGAGAAUGUUUGGCAUGACAGUGACUUGCUGAGCACUUCAAUCGAUGGCACUGAUGAUCUGAAGGGUGACUAUGACAGCAUGGGGCCUGAUGCCAAUUUGCCAUCAGUCGGGAACGGUUCAGUGAAGGGUGUGCAUUGCGUUCCUGAGUUCGAGGAUUUCUUCGGGAAGCGUAAACUGGUGGAAAGCGAAAGUCACGUGGUCAGUAUCGCAGAAUACCUCCAGAGGGGCGACACGGCCAUCAUCUACCCCGAAGCACCCGAGGAGCUUUCCCGAUCCCGCCUAGCCACGCCCGAAGCCAACGGACACGAGGAGAACGACCUGCCACCUGGAACUCCAGAUGCUUUUGCCCAACUGUUGACCUGCCCCUACUGCGACCGAGGCUACAAACGCUUGACUUCCCUAAAGGAGCACAUCAAGUACCGGCACGAGAAGAACGAGGAGAACUUCGCCUGCCCUCUGUGCAGCUACACGUUUGCUUACCGCACUCAGCUGGAGAGACAUAUGGCCACACACAAGCCAGGACGAGAUCAGCAUCAGAUCCUAAACCAGAGUUCUGGAAACCGCAAGUUCAAAUGCACUGAAUGUGGAAAGGCCUUCAAAUAUAAACAUCAUCUCAAGGAGCACCUGCGGAUACACAGUGGUGAGAAGCCAUAUGAAUGUCCAAACUGUAAGAAGAGAUUUUCUCACUCGGGGUCAUACAGUUCGCACAUAAGCAGUAAGAAGUGCAUCGGACUGAUCGCCAUCAACGGCAGGGUGAGGAACAACAUAAAGACGGGUUCAUCUCCGACCUCUGCGUCUUCCUCCCCCACAAACGCUGCGAUAUCACAGCUCCGACACAAACUGGAGAACGGCAAACCUCUCGGCCUGCAGGACCACUCGAACCACCUCAAUAUCAAAUCUGAACCACUGGACUUCAACGACUAUAAGCUUAUGAUGGCUUCUCACGGAUACGGUACAGGCAGCCCGUUCCUGAACGGCGGCGUGAGGGGAGGCAGCCCGCUGGGCAUUCAAAACUCCCAGAGUCCCCUUCAGCAUUUGGGUAUGGCUAUGGAAGGGCAGAUGCUGGGAUACCCGUCACUGGGAAACAACUUUAGUGAGGUGCAGAAGGUCCUGCAGAUCGUGGACAACACCGUUUGUCGACAAAAGAUGGACUAUAAGCCAGAGGAGAUCUCCAAGUUGAAGGCUUACAUGAAGGAGUUGGGUACCCACAUAGAGGAACAGAAGCAGGGGCUCACGUCACCCACUGGACCCCAGAAUACUCUUCCGCUCAUCAAUCACAACGGUGCAACCAAAAGCAUCAUAGAUUACACGCUAGAGAAAGUCAACGAAGCCAAAGCCUGCCUUCAGAGCUUGACCACAGACUCUAAAAGACAAAUUAGCAAUAUCAAGAAAGAGAAGGCAAAUCACAUGCUUGAUAUAGGUACAGAGGAGAAACCUCACGAGAAUAAUAACCUAAUGUUUACACCUUUCUCCUGUCAGUACUGCAAAGAGACUUUCCCUGGUCCCAUUCCCCUGCACCAGCAUGAGCGUUACCUUUGCAAGAUGAACGAGGAGAUCAAGGCGGUGCUUCAACCCGCUCAGAAUGCCAUGACCAACAAAAGCGGCUUGUUCGCAGAGAAACACGGCCUCUUGCACCCUUCCGUCAUCCCUGAGAAGGGCGUCAAUGGCCCCAUCAGUCCGUACAAGGACCACAUGUCAGUGCUCAAAGCUUAUUUCGCCAUGAACAUGGAGCCCAACUCAGAAGAGCUACUGAAAAUCUCCAUAGCAGUCGGCCUUCCUCAGGAGUUUGUGAAAGAGUGGUUCGAACAAAGGAAAGUCUUUCAGUACGCCAAUUCCAGGACUCCUCCGUUAGACAUGAACCUUGUGGAGCGGGGUCACGUGAUCUCCGCUCACACGCCCACUAAAGACUUUUCAGGCAUGCGGUCCCCUAUGUCCCUGGUCAAAAGUGCCGACCGAAUCACGUCCCCCUCCGUCCCCGAGCUUCAUAACAACAUCAACAACUGUGAUACCCCACUCAGGCUUUCCAAAACACCCCAUUUCUCUCACCACAAGCCACUGGGAGAGAAGCUGGACCACUCGAGAAGCAACACGCCAUCUCCUCUUAACCUGUCGUCUGCCUCCUCCAAAAACUCUCACACUAGUUCUUACACACCCAACAGUUUCACCUCUGAGGACCUGCAGGGCGAACCGCUGGACCUCUCGUUGCCAAAGCUCAUGAAGGAGCCAAAGCAUAUAUUGACUGUGAAGAGCAGACCCAAGCAUAACAGCACCCCCGUUGACCACAACCACGUCACGACGCCCCGCGAGCACGCGGACGAGCCGCUCAACUUGGCUUAUUUCUCAAAGAAGGAGUUUGGCAGCCCCAAUGCAAACAACAAUCUGGAGAAAAGCUCUAGCCCCAUGUUCGGUCUGAACCCUUUCGCUGCCAAGCCCAUGUACACCUCCCUGCCGCCCCAAAGCGCAUUUCCACCCCCUACGUUCAUGCCCCCGGUGCAAGCCAGUCUCCCGGGACUUAGACCUUACCCCAGCCUCGACCAGAUAAGCUUUUUGCCACACAUGGCCUACACAUACGCAGCGGGGGCGGCCAGCUUCGCCGAGAUGCAGCAGAGGAGAAAGUACCAUCGGAAACCAGGGUUCCAGACUGAACUUCUCGACGGGACGGCAGAUUAUCUGAGCAGUCUAGAUGAUAUGGCCGACCCCGAGGCCUGUCUGUCCAGGAAGAAGAUUAAGAAGACAGAAAGUGGUAUGUACGCGUGUGACCUUUGCGACAAAACAUUCCAGAAGAGCAGUUCCCUCCUCAGACACAAAUAUGAGCACACAGGUAAACGGCCGCACCAGUGUCAGAUCUGCAAGAAGGCCUUCAAACACAAGCACCACUUGAUCGAACACAGUCGCCUGCACUCGGGAGAAAAGCCCUACCAGUGCGACAAAUGCGGCAAACGCUUCUCGCAUUCCGGCUCGUACUCGCAGCACAUGAACCACAGAUACUCCUACUGCAAGAGAGAAGCCGAGGAGCGAGAGGCGGCGGAGCGGGAGGCGCGGGAAAAGGGACACCUGGAGCCCACGGAGCUGCUGCUGAACCGGGCGUACCUGCAGGGCAUGGCUCCGUCCGGAUACCCGGAGCACCCGGAGAGAGAGCCCAUCCUCAGAGACGGACUGAACGGGAGCAUACGAGAACGCUUGAAGGACGUGGAGGGAACGUUCGCCAAGAUGGGGCGACGGCGGGACGAGGAGUUCGAAGAGGAGGAGGAGGAGAGCGAGAACAAAAGCAUGGACACGGACGGUGACACGAUGAGGGACGACGAGGAGAACUGCGAGCAGUCCAUGGACGAGAGCUCCGUGGACGGGAAAGCCGAAUUCAAAUCGGAUCACGAGGACGUCGCGGAGGACAUCGCGGUUUAGCGAUGUUUUCGUUCAGGGGUGCGAGAAGCUGCAUUAUGCAAAAAUGAAAAAAGGAAAAUAAAUAAUGAAAUUUUAAAAAAUUGUACAGUAUUAUGGCCUAAAAAAAAUGUGUGGUGCUACCAUCUUAAAAUCCUGUGUUCCAUAGUAUUUAUAGCACAAACUAGUAACUUGUACAAUAAUUGCACUCUGCUUCUAUAAUCACUACGAAAAUAAGAAAACUAUUUGCCGAUGUAUAUUUAUUAUACAGUACAGUGUUAAAAAAGAAUCUGCAGCUCACGGGCUGUGAGCCGUCAGUAUUUAAUGCUCAGUGUUUCUGCCCUUACCACACAUAUACUGAUACACACACACACACACACACUGACACACACUUUAAGGCCUAAUUUAUGUGAAGGAACGUGACAGUAUUUGGUUUGUUUGGAUGAUAUGAAGUCUUAAAGAGACUGCUGAAGAGAGAACGAGCAAAGAAACAGGCGAGGGGUCAGAUGAAGCCUUUGUAAGGUCGUUGCCUUAUAGACAAACCUGUUAUUCAGCACGUUUCUGAAGUGCCGACCCCGUUCAGCUCGUUCUCUCUCUCUCUUGGCCAAGCAGCUCUUUAGUUUACAAUGAUGUUUGUGCAAUUUUCUUCUUCUCAGUAUUACACCAAACCAGAACCGCAUCUUUUUAUUUGUAGAUUUAAAGAACAUCUUAUUUAUGUGGCCCAUUUUUGUAUCUCCUGAUUUUAUUUAUUUCAUACUGUACAGUACAGUAUUAUAGUUCUCAAUAAAUAGAUCUAUUUUAGUAAAAUGGAACAUGAAGUUAAUGAGAGCAUUUAUUGUGUUUACCUUAAUUGUGAAAUGCAAAUGAUUUGUUUUUCUGUUCUUUUAUUUUCCAGUGACUGGAAAUUCCAAAAUUUGGAAAUUUUGAUACGAUAUUGUAAGAUCACUGUAUUUUCAACUGAACGACGUAAAAAAUUAACAUCCGCUUUGAUGUUUAAAGCGGAACGGGGACAGUUGAGUUCAAUGUAAGAUAGCGUAACGGACGAGACACGACAACCUUUCCUGAAAAUAAUAUGUCUUUGUAAGAGUAUUAUGGAUUUUUUCAUUUGUAAUUUCUCUUGGAAAUGACCAUGCUCAAAUAAAAGUAGCCAAAUUAAAGAAGUUUUUUCCAAGAA